CACGGCGGCCAUGGAAACAGAAUGUUUGAGUUAGAAGGCCUAUAAAAGGCCUUCGCGUUCUUCAGGGCUUCCUUCUACGCCUUGACUUUGGUCGGACGGAGAAACCUGAAGGAGCCUAAAAAGCCUCUGAAGGAUUAAACUCGCUGAAUAAGCCUAUACUUCGACUACUUCUGAAGAUGACUGCUGCCCGGAAGAAGCGCCUGAAGGACCAGUCGGACGCCCGCAUCGUGGAGCGUCCAGCUGAUGGAUUCCCUCUGCGGAUAGGUAACCUGGAGGAGGGUAAUGAUAAGAAUGACUUUGUUGUACCUUCACAUUUUCCUGCUGAGUUCAGUUCUGGGGAUGACGGAGAGGACGAUGAUUAUGAGUCAGAUUCCAGUUGUAGUUCUCUACCAGCAGGUGCAGGGAUUCAGGUAGUGUCUAGUGACGAGUCAGGGCAUUCUAGCGGGGACACUGAGGAAGAAGACGCUGGUGUUGUAGAUGUGCCUCCACCAAGACGUAAGAUUGUCCAGCAACUUCUUCCUAACUUUAGAAUCUUGUGGGAUAUAGAGGAGCCAGAAGAACCCCUGAAACAUGAGGAAGACGCUAAACCUCGACGGACUUCCCAGCGUCCACGCGUGCUUCUUAGUUCUGAGGAUGAGGGAGAGGAUGAGGAUGAGUCAGAUUCCAGUUGUAGUUCUCUACCAGCAGGUGCAGGGAUUCAGGUAGUGUCUAGUGACGAGUCAGGGCAUUCUAGCUGGGACACUGAGGAAGAAGACGCUGGUGUUGUAGAUGUGCCUCCACCAAGACGUAAGAUUGUCCAGCAACUUCUUCCUAACUUUAGAAUCUUGUGGGAUAUAGAGGAGCCAGAAGAACCCCUGAAGCAUGAGGAAGACGCUAAACCUCGACGGACUUCCCAGCGUCCACGCGUGCUUCUUAGUUCUGAGGAUGAGGGAGAGGAUGAGGAUGAGUCAGGUUGCAGUUGUAGCGAUCUUUCAGAAGCUGCUAGUGUUCAGGUGGUGUCUACUAAGGAGUCAGGGCAUUCUAGCUGGGAUGCUGGGAAGGAAGACGCUGGUGUUGUAGAUACCAGCGUCUUCUUCCCCAGCGUCAAAUCUCGAGGGACCUCCCCACGUCCAUAUGUGCUUCAUAUUUCUGAGGACGAGGGAGAGGAUGUAGAUUGUAGUUUUAGUGCUCUUCUGGAAGCUGCAGGUGUUCAGGUGGUGUCUGGUGAGGAGUCAGGGCAUUCUGGCUGUUUUGAUGAGGACCUGGCUCCUUUGGCUUGUCCAAUGUGGAUGAAUACGGAGGAGGGUCUUAGAGAGGAGCAGUCCCCUCAAGAGCCGACUCUGUCUUCAUCUGGUAUUUCCAAGAAGAGGAGAAGGGAGGAGGGAGCUGAGGAGGAAGAGCACUGCAUCAAGAAGACUAAGAAGAGUGUCCCCCAGGAGAAGCUAACCCUUGGAGAGAGCAGACCCUCAACCCCAGGCGUCAGGUCACCAGGAAGACCGGAAGCUGAAGAGGACUUUGAGGAUCCGCAGCCUUCCACAUCUUGGGGUAGUACUUGGGGGAGCUCCAUAGCAUGGUGGUAUAGACCAAAGAAUGAGUCUGAGAGCGACUCUGAUUAGUGUGGAUCCCUGAUGGCUCAAGGAGAUCAUUUCUUGAUUGAGUCUUUGUUACAAAAGCUCAUGUCUUUGUGGCAGGGCUGUUGAUGCCCUAGGUAGCGCCUUGCACUGGGGCUUUUCUGUGACUUGCUGCAGGAGUUUGUGUUUUAGAUGUUAAGGAGUCUUUCAGGGUAGCACAGCACAUCCUCCCCAACCCGGAGAAGGCACUCUACCCUUUUCCGGUUCAAGACCAUGGUCUCGGAUUUGGAGGCACUGAUCCUCAUCCCGGCCGCUUUG
Molecule: messenger RNA, 1868 nt
Organism: Fundulus heteroclitus (mummichog)
Lineage: Eukaryota; Metazoa; Chordata; Actinopteri; Cyprinodontiformes; Fundulidae
Exons: 3
Coding region: 177-1595 (472 amino acids)
Source: RefSeq, a predicted model, not a curated record